ACACUGUUUCACCUUAACCAGUUGGUUAGCUAUAAAACGCUUGAGCUCACCGUUAUCAGAUAUCAAAAGCAUUCGCAAGCUCAACGUGAAGACAGCUCGAGUAGUCAAGAAAAAUAAAACCAAAGCCUUUCAAAAUGUUCAAAUACGCUGUUGUCAUCUUUGCCGCCAUCGCCUGCGCUGCCGCCAAACCUCAUAUCCUAGCCGCUGCUCCGUUGGCCGUUGCCGCGCCGGCGCCAAUCAUCACCGCCACCAGCAGCCAAGUUGUGGCACGCACUCACAAUGGCAUCGCCCUCGCCCCAGUGGUGGCUCCAGCACCGAUUGCUCCAAUUGCACCUGUCGCUCCCGUUGCUAAGGUCGUCGCUCCAUUAGCCGCACCAAUUGCCCCUCUGGCCGCUCCAGCACCUUUGAUCGCACGCUACGCUGCCGCUCCUGCACCACUUGUGGCCCGCUACGCUGCUGCUCCAUUCGCCUACUCAGCUCCUUUGGCCUCGUACGCUGCCCCUGCUGCCUUCUCGUAUGCCCCCGCAUACGCACCAACUCUGCGUUAUGCCGCCGCCCCCGCUCCAGUUGUGUGGUAUGAUAUCAAUCACUUGCCAACGUUUAGUCAAGAAGCAACCAACCAAAACUCAUCAAAAAUGUUCAAAUACGCCGUUGUACUCUUCGCUCUGAUCGCCUGUGCUGCUGCCAAACCCCAUAUCCUUGCCACCGCUCCAUUGGCCUACGCUGCUCCCGCCGCUGUUGUCGCCGCUUCAGCUCCCGUUGUGACCGCCACCAGCAGCCAAGUGAUCGCCCGCAACUACAAUGGCAUCGCCGCUGCUCCAAUUGUUGCCGCCGCACCAGUAGCCGCUCCCGUUGUUGCACGUUAUGCCGCUGCUGCCCCUCUGGCCGCUCCAUUGGUAUCUGCCCACUAUGCUGCCGCUCCUUUGGCUGCCCCAGUUGUCUCCCACUAUGCUGCUGCCCCUUUGGCUGCUGCUCUUUGGUAAACGUUGUUUAUUGAU
Zeugodacus cucurbitae (melon fly) is the source of this 998-nucleotide messenger RNA. RefSeq names its product cuticle protein 16.5. Bases 135 to 983 code for a protein of 282 amino acids. Lineage: Eukaryota; Metazoa; Arthropoda; Insecta; Diptera; Tephritidae. The record is from RefSeq and is a predicted model, not a curated record. The transcript is spliced from 4 exons.